Messenger RNA from Triticum urartu, 2196 nucleotides. RefSeq names its product plasmodesmata-located protein 8. Gene Ontology annotation, cellular component: plasmodesma. NCBI's taxonomy places the organism in Eukaryota, Viridiplantae, Streptophyta, Magnoliopsida, Poales, Poaceae. The record is from RefSeq and is a predicted model, not a curated record.
AAUGUUAGGUAAAUGCCAUGGCGUAUUAAAAGCGUUCACUCAUUUGUUUUCAACAAGUUCGUGAAAUGUUUCAAAAGGAAACAAAACACGAAUAUGAAAAGGAAAAUACUAAAAGCGUCUGCAUCCUCCUCGACGCUCCGGCCCUUUCUCUCGAGGAAUCCAGCCUUCCCCGGUGGCGUGGCUCCCUCCGGCCGCGACAAUGGAUGGAUCGAGAGCCCUGCUGCCGUAGGCACGGCACAACCAACCACCGCCAGUUUCCGGCUCGCCGCUCAAGCAUCCGCCGGAACCGCGUAACCACCAUACUACUUGUACCGGCACCAUCAGUCAUGGACAAGGAAAAGUGGCGCAGGCGCUCGUGUCGUGUGGGUCGGCCGGGGAUGAUCUGAGAUUCCGAAACGACAGUUGCUCGCCAACAGGAAAGAAAACCGCGCAAACUCCCCGACCCCGUCGUCCUGUGCCGCCGGUGUAGAUGCACCGGGGAGCGUCGCGCCAGUCGCCAUGUUGCAGUCGCCUUACACUGAUUGAUUGACGAUGGCAUUACGACGGUGCACUCGUCCAAACGGCACCAGCGCUAUCCAUCGUCCAAUUGUACGUACAAGAAAUAUGUUCGCACCAUGGCCAUGCCAUGCUGCUAUCUUAUCGCCAGCUGGUAGUAAAGCAGAACCAAGGCCGAGCGUUCCCCGUCAUCGGUCCUGUCUAAUAAUUUGAAGAAACAGAGUAGUUGUAUCCAGGAGAUCAGACCAGGAGUCAAGGAGGAGGCACGCACCGUCGUCUCGUCUCUGAGUCGACGCGUGUAUAAAUCUGGAGGAGACGGCCUCGCACACCACGAAUCCUCGCAAAGCAUAACCAAAAAGCUCGCAUUUAUUCUGCGUCCUCCUCCCCAUCACCUUCUCUUCACUCCCAGGACACUGGCCGCUCCCCGGAACCGGUCACAGCAGCCAUCGAAACCACCACAAACACGCGCGCGCGCAUGUGCAAGUUCGUCUCGCCAUCGUCGACCAUGCACCUUCGCAGCCAACUCCGCCGUGGGCGCGUCGCCGCCGGCGCCAUCGUCCUGCUCGGGAUCGUUCUCGGAGCCGGGUUCACGGGGGCGGAUACGGGCACGUUCAUCUACGCGGGGUGCUCGCCGUCCAAGUACCAGCCGGGGACCCCCUACGAGGGCAACCUCAAGUCGCUGCUCGCCUCCAUCACCAGCGCGGCGCCCAACGCCGCGUACAGCAGCUUCGCCAACGGCACGGGCGACGGCGCCGCCGCGUACGGGCUCUACCAGUGCCGCGGCGACCUGGGCAACGCCGAGUGCGCGGCGUGCGUGCGGGACGCGCUGGCGCAGCUCAACCAGGUGUGCCCGGGCGCCUACGCGGCGUCGCUGCAGCUGGAGGGGUGCUACGUGCGCUACGACGGCGCCAACUUCGUGGGCCGGCCGGACACGGCCAUGGUGUACCGCAAGUGCAGCGCCAGCACCAGCGCCGACGCCGGGUUCCUCCGGGACCGGGACGCCGUGCUGGGCGCGCUGCAGGCCGCGCCCGACGGGUACAGGGUGGGCAGCUCCGGCAGCGUGCAGGGGGUCUCGCAGUGCCUCGGCGACCUGGCCGCCGCCGACUGCACGGCGUGCCUGGCGCAGGCCGUCGGGCAGCUCACGGGCGCCUGCGGCACGGCGCUCGCCGCCGACGUGCACCUGGCGCAGUGCUACGUCCGGUACUGGGCCAGCGGCUACUACUUCCGCCCGUCACAAGAUUAUUCGGAAGAUGACGUGGGGCGGACUCUGGCCAUAAUCAUAGGCAUCUUGGCAGGGCUGGCCCUCAUCGUGGUCUUCAUCUCCUUCCUCAAGAAAUCAUGUUAAUUAAUUUAGCUAUGUUGCCUCCUGAAAGAAACUUCAGUUCUCGCAUACUGGCAUGCGGGCCCGAUACCGAACAGACUUGCGAAAGACAGAUCCACACUAGCAUCAAGGGAGCUUCACAAAGAUCUUAAUCUCAUCUUGUCAGCAAUAGCUUAUGUAAGUGAUCUUGGUAGGGCUGGCUGUAGGAGGAUCACUACCUCACUACAAUGGGUCAUCUGUUUUGGUCCACUAAUCAUGGCUCACCUGUUCAUUAUUACCAAAUCAGAUGGCACUUUCUCAAAAGAAAAGAAAAACAUGGCACUGUCAUGCAAAGACAUUCACACACUUUUGUUAUAAUAAUAAUAAUCAUUGCCUUUCAA